AUGGACUAUACACUCGAAAGUUGCCAAAAACUCGUAGACGACUGGAUACACACCAUUGGGGUCCGCUAUUUUUCAGAAUUAACGAAUACCGCUAUCCUCAUGGAAGAGGUCGGAGAAUUAGCGCGGAUUAUGGCUCGUCGAUACGGCGAACAGAGCUUCAAGGAGAACGAGAGGGAUCUGGACCUCGGCGAAGAGAUGGCUGAUAUUCUUUUUGUGCUCAUUUGUCUUGCGAAUCAGACGGGUGUUGAGCUUGAGGACGCAUUCAAAAAAUCUAUGGAAAAAAGGACACGCCGAGAUAAAGAACGGCACAGCAAAAACCCAAAACUUCUGAAAAAAACGGUGUCGUCGCCUUCCCUGCCCAAGGAGAUCGACAAUGAUGCACCUUAG
This is a messenger RNA of Geodia barretti, 387 nucleotides long. The record is from the annotation of a GenBank genome assembly. Lineage: Eukaryota; Metazoa; Porifera; Demospongiae; Tetractinellida; Geodiidae.